UCACUGUCACUGUCAGUUGCGCGUAAAUCGUUGAGUUUUCGUGUUUUUGUACCGUUUCCCGUGAUUCAUAUUGAUAAUAUUUAUUAGAUUUGUUUGAAAAUGCCUCCUCCCGCUGAGUUGAGUUGCGAUGAAAUAUUAAAGUUCAUGUUGGCCCACAACGGGAAAGUGACCAAUCAUGAAUUGGUGAAACAUUUCAAAGUGUUUUUGAUGAAUCCGGACAUGAGAGAUGAAGCACGCAGCACUUUCAAAAAGCAUGUCAAUGCACUAGCAAUAAUCAAGAAUCAGAACAAUGAAAAAUGGUUGAUAUUGAAAAAAAAAUACUUGCCGCCUACUGGGAAAGAAAACGAAGAAAUAACAGAGUGUAAAAGCCCUGAUAUCAGGAAUGAAAGUGAACCUAUCUUAGAACUUCCAAUACAGCCUCCUUACAAACCUCCUCCACCUUUGCAACUUAACCAAGACUUUAAUAUCCUCAGCAACAUGGUACCAGAUCCUACUCCUAUAACAUCACCUUUACCGCCUAUAGAUCUACAACCAAGUACAAGCAAGGACAGCUUAGUAACUGAGGACAUACCUCCAAAGGUCCACCCUCGGAGACGUUCAUCAGAUAAAUCUGUUUUGGACAAGUCUAUUCCGAGUCACAGCUUAAGUUCAUCCAGUAGUGAGUUAAAAGAAAACCCACUCACAACAUCACGGAGUGAAAGCAUGCUGGUAGAGAGUGAGCAAAAGAUAUCUGUGAAGGAGCGCAAGCAAAUGUUUAACAAAAUGGCGUCAGAAAGUGAUGUUUUGAAGUCUAAUCAACUCAGCUUUAACUCGACUGUGGAUGAAGAAGACAGAGCAUCACUGGAGCACAAAGAAACGGAUCCUCUGGACCCGAAACAGAAGCAGUGGAUACUUUGCGCAGCCAGGGGGGAGUACCACGCUCUCGCGAAGAUGUGCAAAGAAAAUGCGAAACUUGUACGGACUAAGGAUCCUUUCACGGUAUGUCACUGAUCUGACGCAGCAGCCAAAGGUCGAUCGAGACUACAGGCUGAAGCCGCUUGGUGGCUUCGGUGUGUAGUCUCCAACAGACUAUUGAAAAAUGAACUUUUUUUCCAUGUCCCGUCGUCGGCACCUCGUCGCCUCUCUUCAGGGUGUAAGUA
Molecule: messenger RNA, 1139 nt
Organism: Bicyclus anynana (squinting bush brown)
Lineage: Eukaryota; Metazoa; Arthropoda; Insecta; Lepidoptera; Nymphalidae
Gene: sowah
Exons: 5
Coding region: 100-990 (296 amino acids)
Source: RefSeq, a predicted model, not a curated record